Lindgomyces ingoldianus is the source of this 3028-nucleotide messenger RNA. Its product is annotated as RNA-binding domain-containing protein. The coding region runs from base 60 to 2531 and encodes 823 amino acids. The record is from RefSeq and is a predicted model, not a curated record. NCBI's taxonomy places the organism in Eukaryota, Fungi, Ascomycota, Dothideomycetes, Pleosporales, Lindgomycetaceae. The transcript is spliced from 5 exons. Gene Ontology annotation, molecular function: RNA binding.
UUCCACCGCUCCACUUGCUCUCUCACCUCUGCAUUUUUGCGCGCCUGCAUCAGGACGAAAUGGAUUCGUCGCGCAUAUUCGUGCGCGGUUUGCCGCCAAAGUUCUCCGAGGAUGACUUCCGGAAGCAUUUCGCCAAAUUCCCUGUCACAGACGCGAAGCACUUCCCCCACCGGCGAUUUGGCUAUGUGGGCUACAAGACACCGGAAGAUGCGGCGAAGGCGGUCAAGUACUUCAACAAAUCCUUCAUUCGAAUGUCCAAGUUGGCGGUCGAGAUUGCUAGGCCGAUAUCCGACGAAACCCUCCCCAGGUCUCGGCGGCAGGCGAAAGAGGAAACAAACUCCCUGGCGAAUUCGGACUACGUCCCACCAGCGAAAGAGAACGCUCUCAAGCGCAAGCGCGUCCAGCAGGAUGUGGAGCAAGACCCGAAGCUGAAGGAAUUCUUGGACGUGAUGCAGCCUCCCUCAAAGGUGAAGAGCUGGGCGAACGAACAGGCACGAUUGGAUUCUGGAUUGGGCCCUGCAGCCGAGCCUAUUAGGCAGGCUGCUUUGUCUGACGGCAAGAGCGAUGAUGAAUACCAGGUCAUUACGAAGAAACCCAAAACUUUGGACAGCGCAAGGAAGCCUUCAGCAGAACCAUCAGCGCUCCUAAGUGCAAUUGAGACACAAGAUGCGAACGAUGCAGGACUUUCAGAAUCGGAAGUGUCAACAGAGCCAGCCAGGAUAGAUACAGGAACAGACGGAGCGCCGGUUUCCGAUGCCGACUGGUUGCGGUCGCGCACAAAGAGGGUCUUGGACCUAGUAGAAGAUGAGGAAGGCGCCCCGCAACAAUCUCCUGCUGUUUUGGGACCUUCAGAACCUGCCGCCGAGGAAGAGGACGAGGGCCCCGAGGGAGAGGUUGAUCAGGCAGUAGAUGCAAGCCACGCCGCUGGUGAUCUCCAGGAUGUUCCACCCUCCGAGGAAGACAGGAUCAGGCAGACGGGGAGAUUGUAUCUUCGAAACCUCCCUUAUGUUGCGACUGAGGACAAUCUGCGCGAACACUUCUCCAAGCAUGGGUCGCUAGAAGAGGUGCACGUACCAGUCAACAACAAGACCGGCUCUCCAAAAGGGUUUGCCUUCUUACAGUUCAAAGAUCCCGAACACGCUGUGGAGGCCUUCAAGCAUAAUGAUGGCAUCGCGUUCCAGGGCCGUCUUCUACACAUUAUCUCAGCGAAACUGAAGAGGGAUUCCAAGCUCGAUGAGUUUGCCAUAUCUAAACUGCCGCUCAAGAAGCAGAGGGAGAUACGGAAGAAGACCGAAGCAGCUAGCUCAACUUUUAACUGGAAUUCACUGUACCUGAAUGCUGACGCGGUCAUGUCCACCGUCGCAGAUCGGAUGGGGAUUAGCAAAGCCGAAUUAUUGGACCCGACGUCAUCUGAUGCAGCGGUCAAACAGGCUCAUGCAGAGACGCACAUUAUCCAAGAGACCAAGACCUACUUUGCUCAACAUGGUGUUGAUCUUGAGGCGUUCAAGAGAAGUUCAAAGGGCGAUAUCGCCAUUCUCGUCAAGAACAUCCCCCAUGGCAUAAGGUCAGACGAGGUCCAGAAGCUGUUCGAAGAACACGGCACCGUUAAGCAGUUCCUGAUGCCUCCUGCCGGAAUGACUGCUAUUGUUGAGUUCGCAAACUCUGCGCAAGCAAAGUCUGCAUUUAAGUCCCUCGCGUACCGGAAGGUCAAGGACUCUAUCCUGUUUCUCGAAAAGGCUCCAAAGGAUCUCUUCAAAGAAGGAGUGGUCGCCCCGUCUGCAUCAGUUGGUACCAAAUCCUCUGCUACGGAUUUGUUGCAAGACGCCGUGGAACCCGAACUAACGACAACUUCCACUCUGUACGUUCGAAACCUGAAUUUCUCAACGACCACCCAGCACCUCAGCGAAAUCUUUGCACGCCUAGCCGGCUUCCGUAGUGCAAAGGUGAAAACCAAGAAUGACCCCAAGCGUGGUACUCUCUCCAUGGGGUUUGGGUUCGUCGAAUUCAAUGGUGUGGAGGCUGCUUCUGCGGCUUUGCGGGCCAUGGACGGUUAUAACCUUGACGGGCACAAGCUUCAGAUCAAGGCCUCUCACAAAGGCGCUGACGCAGCAGAAGAACGUCGCAAAGAAGAUGUGGCAAAGAAAGCCGCUGGAACGAAGAUCAUCAUUAAGAAUCUUCCUUUCGAAGCAAGCAAAAAGGAUAUUCGCGCUCUCUUUGCCCCCUAUGGACAGUUGCGGUCCGUCAGGGUGCCGAAGAAAUUCGACUCAUCUUCGCGUGGCUUUGGUUUCGCCGAUUUCACCACGAAACGCGAAGCAGCUAACGCCAUGGAUGCCCUUCGCAACACACAUCUGCUCGGCCGACGUCUUGUCCUAGCUUUCACUGACGCCGAAGCUGACGACCCAGAGAAAGAACUUGAGAAGAUGCAGCAAAAGAUUGGGUCUCAGGCCAACAAAGUCGCGCUUCAACACCUGACUGGAGGCGGCCGGAAGAAGUUUAACGUCGCAGGCAACGACAAUCUAGACGAAACUUGAGCCUUCAAGCCUUGUUCUGUCAAAAUUUACGGCCCACCACCAUCAGGUGUCCCUUAGUCGACCCCUUGCUUUCUGACUCAGGACGUGAGGCUUCCCUUGGCUCCCUUUCUCCGAUAGGCUUAAGACAUAAUUGCCACGCCCCUUGGCGCACGAUCUCAGAACUCCACUUUCCACGAUGGGAUACUGGAUCAAACGCAUGGCCAUCACCGCACUUUUGGUACCUUGCUCCAAUGUCUUUGACCAGAAAGACAUCCGUCGAUUUAACAUGCUAAAGCACUUGGAACCUCCGUACUUGUUUACUCUGACUGACAUUCUUCAACUUCAAACAUUCCCGUGCCUCGUCUCCCUGGCCGAAAGGGAGCGGAAUCUAGUCAGAUGAUCUCUGAAAAGGCGGCAGUUGCAAUGCCCUUGCUCUUUUGCUAACCAUGACCAAGGUAACACUAUUGAUCAUUCCUGUAAGAGUACAAGCGAAAGUGGUCCAGGAGGCAAUUCACUCU